GAUUGUGAAGCAGAAUUUGCGCGUUUCAAAGCUUGCUUAGUAAAGGCUGCUGUCAGUAAAAAUACACGAUUGUAAACAAUGAAUAAUAUUAGAAAAUUUUAAUUCGUGAUUUAAUUGUUGUAUUCCAAACAUUUAUUUUAAUCCAAAAUGAAUUUGUCAUUGUUUAAAAAGCAUUGCAUAAUUGCUUUUCUUCUGAGAAUAAUAUUAGUGAUGUAUGCAAACUUUCAUGAUAAUUAUUUUAAUGUGCCGUAUACGGAUAUUGAUUACAAAGUAUUCACAGAUGCUGCAAGGCACAUAACAGAAGGUGAUACGCCAUUUAAACGUCACACUUAUCGUUAUACACCACUCUUAGCUUUUCUUUUGAUUCCAAAUAUUUAUAUAUAUAAAGACUUUGGUAAAAUUUUCUUCUCUCUAAUAGACAUCGUAGUGGCAAUAUUUAUAAGAAGAAUACUUACGCGACAAAGAUGGAAUGAUAAGAUAGUAAAUAUUAAUGUACUUCUUUGGUUAUAUAAUCCACUUACAAUAAUUAUUUCUACUAGAGGCAAUGCAGAUACUUUAGCAGUAGUAUCAGUUAUUUUAACGUUAGAUUUUCUACAAAGAGAUCAAUUUCUUUUGGCCGGAUUAAUUCAUGGCUUUUCUAUACAUUUCAGAUUAUAUCCAAUAAUAUUUAGCCUUGCUAUGUUUCUAUCUAUUAAGAAAUAUAAUCGUUUUAUACCAAAUUUAAAUCAAUUUAAAUUUGUCAGUGGAUGCGCAUUUUCUUUACUUUCAUUGACUGGAUUCAAUUAUAAACUUUAUGGUUAUCAAUUUUUAUAUGAAAGUUUUCUCUAUCAUUUAACAAGAACGGAUGUUAAGCACAAUUUUUCAGUUUAUUUCUACAUGUCCUAUUUGUCAUCUGGAAUCGAAUCGAAUACGUUAAAAAAAAUUUUAACAUUAUUACCACAAAUAAUGUUGUUGCUAUCAUUGUCAUACAAAUACUCAGAUAAAUCUGAUCUACCGUUUGCGUUAUUCACUCAGGCUAUGGUAAUUGUAAUGUACAAUUCAGUAAUGACGUCUCAAUAUUUCUUUUGGUUUUUAUCACUUUUACCACUUUGUUUACCAAACAUACAAAUGACCAAUUCUAGAUCCAUAACUUUAAUUUCUGCUUGGAUCUUGAGUCAAGGUAUAUGGCUAUUUUUUGCUUAUUUGUUAGAAUUUCAAGGGAUCAAUACGUUUUCAUUUAUAUGGAUUUCAGGACUUUUGUUUUUUACUACUAACGUUAAAAUUUUGAUGGAUCUUAUUCGUUGUUACAAAGUAUCAUAAGUCUUCUCAAAUUAUAUUUUAUUUAUAUCCUAGUUAUAUAAAUUUUUUAAUUAGAAAAGGAAAUAAUUUUAAUAUUCGCAUUUAAUAAAAUUGUUAAUACGAAUUGUUAAAUUUAUCCUGACAUUGUGAAUAAACGAUUGAACAAUA
Messenger RNA from Vespa crabro (European hornet), 1446 nucleotides. It is a transcript of the gene PIG-M, whose product is annotated as GPI mannosyltransferase 1. The record is from RefSeq and is a predicted model, not a curated record. The coding region runs from base 148 to 1299 and encodes 383 amino acids. Gene Ontology annotation, biological process: GPI anchor biosynthetic process. The transcript has a single exon. Gene Ontology annotation, molecular function: GPI mannosyltransferase activity; alpha-1,4-mannosyltransferase activity. Lineage: Eukaryota; Metazoa; Arthropoda; Insecta; Hymenoptera; Vespidae. Gene Ontology annotation, cellular component: glycosylphosphatidylinositol-mannosyltransferase I complex; membrane.